Molecule: messenger RNA, 2452 nt
Organism: Pseudonaja textilis
Lineage: Eukaryota; Metazoa; Chordata; Lepidosauria; Squamata; Elapidae
Gene: SMAD3
Product: SMAD family member 3
Biological process (GO): activin receptor signaling pathway; positive regulation of transcription by RNA polymerase II; cell differentiation
Cellular component (GO): heteromeric SMAD protein complex
Molecular function (GO): RNA polymerase II cis-regulatory region sequence-specific DNA binding; I-SMAD binding; DNA-binding transcription factor activity, RNA polymerase II-specific
Source: RefSeq, a predicted model, not a curated record
GUUGGAGGCGGCGGCGGCGUCCUCCGCUUUGUCCCGGGCCGAGCCCGGCCGCUCCUGGCCCGCCUGAGCCGGGCGGAGAGAGAGCGGGAGCGAGAGCGAGCGAGGCGGGACGUGGACGCGGCGCCGGAGGGAGAGCGAGCCGGGCGGGCGGGCGGGCGGGCUCCUGGUGCUGCCCUCUCGGCCGUCCUCCUGCUCCCGGCCGCCGGCCAUGUCGUCCAUCCUGCCCUUCACGCCGCCCAUCGUGAAGCGGCUGCUGGGCUGGAAGAAGGGCGAGCAGAACGGGCAGGAGGAGAAGUGGUGCGAGAAGGCGGUCAAGAGCCUCGUCAAGAAGCUCAAGAAGACCGGCCAGCUGGACGAGCUGGAGAAGGCCAUCACCACGCAGAGCGCCGCCACCAAGUGCAUCACCAUCCCCAGGUCGCUGGAUGGCCGGCUACAAGUCUCCCAUCGAAAGGGACUCCCGCACGUCAUCUAUUGCCGGCUGUGGCGGUGGCCAGACCUCCACAGCCACCACGAACUGCGCGCCAUGGAAAUGUGCGAAUACGCCUUCAACAUGAAGAAGGACGAAGUCUGCGUGAACCCCUAUCACUACCAAAGAGUGGAAACGCCAGUAUUACCUCCGGUUUUGGUCCCACGACACGCGGAAAUUCCGGCCGAAUUCCCUCCGCUCGACGACUACAGCCAUUCCAUUCCCGAGAACACGAAUUUCCCCGCUGGCAUCGAGCCCCAGAGCAACUACAUUCCAGAGACACCGCCUCCCGGAUAUCUGAGCGAGGAUGGAGAAACCAGUGACCAUCAAAUGAACCACGGUUUAGAUGCAGGUUCUCCAAAUUUAUCUCCGAAUCCGAUGUCUCCUGCACACAGUAAUCUGGAUCUCCAGCCAGUCACCUACUGUGAACCGGCCUUCUGGUGCUCCAUUUCCUAUUAUGAGCUCAACCAGCGAGUGGGAGAGACUUUCCACGCCUCUCAGCCCUCAAUGACUGUGGAUGGUUUCACGGACCCAUCAAAUUCGGAGCGCUUCUGCCUCGGCCUGCUUUCCAAUGUCAACCGCAAUGCAGCUGUGGAGCUGACCAGGCGGCACAUUGGGAGAGGAGUGAGACUGUAUUACAUUGGAGGGGAAGUUUUUGCGGAGUGCCUUAGUGACAGUGCCAUAUUUGUCCAGUCCCCCAACUGCAACCAGCGUUACGGCUGGCACCCAGCUACCGUGUGCAAGAUACCGCCAGGGUGUAACUUGAAGAUAUUUAACAAUCAAGAAUUUGCAGCCCUCCUGGCUCAGUCAGUCAACCAGGGUUUCGAGGCCGUCUACCAGUUGACGCGCAUGUGCACCAUCCGGAUGAGCUUCGUCAAGGGCUGGGGGGCCGAGUACAGGCGCCAGACCGUCACGAGCACGCCCUGCUGGAUCGAGCUCCAUCUGAACGGCCCCUUGCAGUGGCUGGAUAAGGUCUUGACGCAGAUGGGGUCCCCGAGCAUCCGUUGCUCCAGCAUGUCUUAAAAGGAUGAGGAAAAGUGGAAGCAGGUCAAGUCUUGAGUAGGGACAAAAGAGGUCAGCCUCUCUUUGGUAUUGUACAGAAACAGAACAAAACAGAAGGAAAACGAACCUGUAGGGUAGCGGCUGUGUCCUUCCAAGGCCCAGCCGUUUCCUUCUUCUGUUCGGUGAAAGAUUUCGUUUGAUAUCCUUGACCGGAGCAGAGACUUCGUGGGUUCAGAGGAGCCACCCAAAAGCUUUGAGACGCCCAGGUGGGGCCUCGGCUCCGUUGGCAGCUUGGCUGUCUAAUUUAGGACAAGGCAGGCUGUGGCUGAUGGGCUUUGCGAGACAGGGUGGCCCUUGGCAGCCAUUCUUGGGAGGGUAGAGAGCAAGGAAGCGGUUCUGUCUGCUCCUUGCCCUUCCUCCUUCCUACCUCUUCGUGCGAGGAGUCCCACUUGGCGCCAGGCCCCUGGGGGAGAAGAACCGGGGCAUCUUCUAAUAUUCCUUUUCUGAGCAGCCGCCUGGGCGAUGGUGCGUUUUUCUCUGCCAACCAUUUGGAAGGGGAGAUCUUCCUCUUCAUUUGCAGGCCCGAUGGAUCAGGUGCCAUUAAUGGAAGAGGAAGAGGACUCGGACCCCCAAGGAGAGAGCUGCCUCCUCUCAUACACGGAAACGGACCCUGGGAUGACCCCGCAGCGAAGGCCUCCUGUGUGUUAAAGGCAGGUGUGUCCCCAGCUCAUCCCCCGGCCUUCAGUCCCCCUUGGAAGGUGGUUUCUCCUUUGGACUUGCUUGGAGCCUGCCGCUUCCUCCGUGCUGUCCGGCUGGGCUCAUGAUCUUCUCAAGAACCUCUGAAGGAGGCGACUUUGGGAAAAGCACGCUUGCCUACCCUGCUUCCAAAGCUGCCUCUCGAAAGCAUCAGCUGGAAGGUUUAGGGUUUCCUGCCUAAGCAAGGGGGGUUGGACUAGAAGACCUCCAAGGUCCCUUCCAACUCGG